UUUUAACACAUUUGUGACUGAGAAUCAGAAAGGUCACUAGACAUUGUCACCAUGACAGCCAUCAUAUGUUCAACAACUGGUUGUUUAAGAGAGAAAAUAAGGUACUUUGACAAGGAAAAUCUAUUAAUAAACAUAAAAGUGGGAGAACAGGGAACAAACCGAGCACAAAAGCGAUGUCGAGUCGAGGAUGCUCGGGCAGUCAGCUGCACCAGCAUGGUCAGGAGUAGCCAUCAAGCUGUGGCAUCUGAAAUUUCCACUGUGGAAGAAAAGGCUUCAGCUCCCCAGACUUACAAUGAGAAAAUGCUAGCAAACUAUGUGCCAAUCUAUGUGAUGCUCCCGUUGGAUGCUGUUACGGCUGAAAAUGUUGUGGGAGACAGAGACAAUCUUGAGAAGCAGCUGAAGGAGCUGAGAACGGCUGGAAUUGAUGGGGUCAUGACAGAUGUGUGGUGGGGGAUUGUGGAAUCUGAAGGGCCAAAGCAGUAUGAUUGGAGUGGUUACAGGAGCUUGUUUAAGCUGGUUCAAGAUUGUGGCUUGAAAAUGCAAGCUAUUAUGUCAUUCCACCAAUGUGGCGGGAAUGUUGGUGAUGUUGUUUACAUCCCAAUUCCUCAAUGGGUCCGUGACAUCGGAGAAUUAAACCCUGAUAUCUUCUACACCAACCGCAAAGGUACCAGAAACCCGGAAUACCUCACUCUAGGGGUGGAUAACCAGCCUCUCUUUCAUGGAAGAACCGCUGUUGAGAUCUACAGUGACUACAUGAAGAGCUUCAGAGAGAAUAUGUCUGACUUUUUAGAAUCUGGGUUUAUACUGGACAUUGAAGUUGGCCUUGGAGCAGCAGGAGAACUUCGGUACCCUUCUUACCCAGCAGAUCAAGGAUGGGUUUUUCCUGGUGUUGGAGAAUUUCAGUGCUAUGACAAGUAUCUCAAAGCAGAUUUCAAAGAGGCUGCAAGUAUUGCAGGUCAUCCCGAUUGGGAAUUGCCUGACGAUGCAGGAGAAUACAAUGACACACCAGAUGCAACAGAAUUCUUUAAAUCAAACGGGACAUACACUACUGAAAAAGGAAAGUUUUUCUUGACUUGGUACUCAAACAAACUCCUGAACCAUGGUGAUCAGAUUCUGGAGAAAGCCAAUAAAGCUUUUCUGGGCUGUAAACUAGUGUUAGCAAUCAAAGUCUCUGGAAUCCACUGGUGGUACAAAACUGAGAAUCAUGCUGCUGAGCUUACCGCUGGAUACUACAACCUCAACGAUAGAGAUGGCUAUCGACCUAUAGCAAGGAUGCUUACAAGGCAUCAUGCCGUUUUCAAUUUCACAUGUUUAGAAAUGAGGAACUCUGAACAGAGCGCAGAUGCCAAGAGUGGACCUCAGGAGCUUGUGCAGCAGGUUUUGAGUGAUGCUUGGCAAGAGAAGAUUGAAGUUGCAGGGGAGAAUGCACUUGCAAGGUACGAUAGUGCAGCUUAUGACCAAAUCCUUCUAAAUGCUAGACCAAAUGGAGUUAACAAAGCAGGGCCACCAAAACUGAGGAUGUAUGGGGUAACAUACCUUCGUUUAUCAAGUGAUCUCCUUGAAAAGACAAACUUCGAUUUAUUCAAGAUUUUUGUGAAGAAGAUGCAUGCUGAUCAGGAAUACACUCCAGACACAGAUAAAUACAACCACCAUUUAGUUCCUCUGCCGCCCUCAAAACCAAAGAUUCCAAUUCAAGAACUUAUGGAAGCAACCAAACCAAUUAAGCCAUUCCCUUGGGAUAAAGAAACAGAUAUGAGUGUCAGUGGUGGUGGUGGUGGACUUUUUGGUUUCAUUCGCAGGCUCUUUUCUUGGUUUAGAUGAAACCACAACCAUAUAAAUAAGAAGUAACUGCAUGUAAUCAAAUAAAGGGGAUGGAGUUAAACAGGCCAAUGAUUGCCAUGCCAUGGCAAUCAAGUUUUAAUAAACGCCAUUAACAUGGCUAUCUAGUACCAUUUCAAUAAAAGAAUAUGCAAAUCCUGUCUGUAUAUUAUUUACUUACAUCAUGUACAUUCUAUCUAGUUUUAAUAAACACCAUCCUAUCUAGUACUUAUUCC
Molecule: messenger RNA, 2054 nt
Organism: Humulus lupulus (European hop)
Lineage: Eukaryota; Viridiplantae; Streptophyta; Magnoliopsida; Rosales; Cannabaceae
Product: beta-amylase
Exons: 8
Coding region: 52-1821 (589 amino acids)
Biological process (GO): polysaccharide catabolic process
Molecular function (GO): beta-amylase activity
Source: RefSeq, a predicted model, not a curated record